Neolamprologus brichardi is the source of this 2416-nucleotide messenger RNA. Lineage: Eukaryota; Metazoa; Chordata; Actinopteri; Cichliformes; Cichlidae. The record is from RefSeq and is a predicted model, not a curated record.
UAUAUUUCUUACUAUAUCCUGUUAAAAUGGUUUUGCAGCUUUAUUCGAUCAGGUUAUUUAAAUUGUAACAUUUUCAGACUUUGUUUCCAUAAAGGACCACGCCUCUUCCUCUUCCUGCUCAUCUUCCACGCCUGUCUCCUCAGCUCCACCUACUCCUCGUCGGACUCUGAGAAGGAGCAGCAGGUCGCCUCCUUCCUUCGGGCGAGGGUCAUGUCGAGACGCAGCCUGCGGCUCGAUGAAGGCCUGCUGGACCGCAGUCUUCCUCGUGGCAGCGCUUCCUUUAGUGCGGGAGGAGGCGACUGGAGGAGCGGCAGGUCGGUGUGGACGUCUGCUGAAGGUGGAGCAGCUGACACUUAUCAGCCCGAGCAGAGACUGAUUGCUCUGAGGCACCUGGGCAGGCGCUGCUCGUUGACUCGUUGUGGUUUGGCUCUUCCAGAUGUGCUGCAGCUGUGGCUCGACUCGUGUUGGCUGCGUGUCAGGAGAGCCGCCGCCUGCUGCGCGUCUGCGCUGACGCACACCUGGCAGGUGUGUCGGGGGUUAAAGGUCAACAUACAGUCUGAUAAUGGACACAGAGGUACUGACCGUUUACACCUGUGCACCUUUCUUCUUCACACACUGGUUCACCUGACGCCUCCUCGCCAAACAUCCCUGACUGCUCAGAGCGUGCUCUGGACCUGCAGCCGCUGUGCUUCUUUCCAAAUAAGCAAAUGGGCUGCACCUCUUCACUUUGGCUGUUUCCCUGGCAAAAUGCAAAUCUGCCCUCCGGCCGCUCGCAGCGAACAUUCAGGCCUCGGCUCGGAGGUCGACGGUGGUGAUCCGCUGCGCUCGGUGAGUCCUGACUCUGUUUCCUCUGUUUCAGUUCGACCCGGUGGAGCCACGAGCCUGACGGAGGCCAGCCAGAGGGAGCAGCAGCCCGACGCAUCUCUGUGUCGGACGGCAGGCGACGCCUUCAGGUGGCUCCACACACGGUGGUGUCACAUGACCACAAACACACCGCUGAGUUGGUUUCCUGUCCUCCUGGUGCUUCUUUCUCUGCUGUUUCUCCUGUUCGGUCUGCGCUGGUUUGGUCCAGCUGUUUUACAAUUGCUGCUUCCAGCUGUUAACAUCACAGAGUUGAGGCCAGCGGUCUCCAACGUCCCCGCUCUGUCCUCGGACAGCUUCCUGUCCUCUGAGAGCCAAUCAGGAGAGGGCGACGUAGAUGAGUCAAAGGAGGCGGGGCUGCUUCACAGCAAACCUCCACCAGCGGAAACGGCAGCAGGAGAGGAGGUACGACCUCGGCACCGUCGCCAGAGGCUUUCAGAGGUUCAGUGGAGACGUGAAGCUGCUGGAUCUCUCCUCUCACCCUCGCCGACCACGCUUCCUGCUGCUGUCAGUGUUGACCGGCAGUCCCAUGAUGCUUUGCUAGCGGAGGUGGUUCGGUUGGAGGCGGCUCUGGGGGAUGUCAGGCGGGACGUCGAGCUUCUGUCCAGAUGUCAGGACGGCUGCCAACAGCUCGCCACAAUCCAGCAGGCGAUUUUGGGGCAGGUCUCUGCUCAGGUGCGAGAGGAAGUUCGGGCGCUGCUCUUCAGCAACCAGCUGACAGCGGGCGGCGCCGCCCUCCCAGAGUCGCUCCUCCAGUGGCUCUCUGAGCGCUGUGUGAGCGAGACGGACCUGCAGGCGGCGCUGGCCUCUCUGGAGCUCAGCAUCCUACAGAACGUCAGCCUGCAGCUGGAGCAGCGGCGCGGCGAGGACACGGUCGGAGAGCCUGUCCUGCAUGCUGCCGAGGGCGUCGGGGCCACGGUCACCCAGGAGGAUGUCCGUGCGGCGGUGACGAACGCUCUGCGGCUGUUUUCUGAGGAUCGAACCGGCCUGGCGGACUACGCUCUGGAGUCUGGAGGGGGCAGCAUCCUGAGCACUCGCUGCUCGGAGACGUACGAGACGAAGGCGGCGCUGCUCAGCCUGUUCGGAGUCCCGCUCUGGUAUUUCUCUCAGUCUCCCCGAGCGGUGAUCCAGCCCGACGUCCACCCGGGGAACUGCUGGGCCUUCAGAGGCGCCACGGGCUUCCUGGUGAUCCGGCUCUCCAUGAGGGUCCUGCCCUCGGCCUUCACCCUCGAGCACAUCCCCAAAGCCCUGGCCCCGAGCGGGACGCUGCACAGCGCCCCCCGAGACUUCGCCGUCUACGGUCUGGCUAACGAGAGCCGGGAGCGAGGCAAGCUGCUCGGCACCUACACCUACGACCAGGACGGAGACGCUCUCCAGACAUUUGCUGUUUCAGUGAGUCGUGGGGCGGGGCUUGUGCUUUUGUCUGUCACAGUCGUUUAGACUCAGUCCAGCUGCAGAAGCCUGUCAGAACCGCAAGAACGAGACAGCGAGGCGGUCACAUGACUGCAAAAUAUGACCUCACAGAUCUAAAUCUGGAAAAACCACCAAACGAAUG